CAGGCUGUUAUAAAGCACGUCAGUCGACCCGCCACUUAGAUUUUCUUCCGUUUAACUAUAAGAUAUAAUCCAGAUAAGCAGUAUGCACUGGGAGAAAUCACCAUCAUCAGCACUGGCCAGGUCCAGACCGUACCAAGGUGUCCGAGUCCGAGACCCGGUCAAAGAGCUGCUGAGGAGGAAGAGAAGUCUGGAGCCACACUGCACCAAGACAGCGCCCCCUACUGCGGAUGUGGUCACACACAACAACCCGUCAUCAUACACACAAGGCAUGUUUGGCUCUGACGUUGCCGGCGGCUCCCCAGCUGAGCCGUCGACUGCAGUCGGUGAUGGAGGGCUGCAGCAGUGUGCAGGAUGGAGAGCUGCACCACCUGCCGCCGGCGCUGGCCUGCAGACUGCUGUGACACCCUGGUCUUCAUCUGACUACCACCAGCAUGACCCUUCAGCUCAGACUCUGGCCUACUCACAGGCCCCCACCCUCACUGCCGAUGUGUACAUGCAGACUUUGUGUCCCAGCUACACCAUGCUCACCUACACACACGCACCAUUGCUCACUAACUUUGGGACCAUACCUAUGGGCCCAGCACCAGGCUCCCUCCCUCAGAUGGAGCUCCCAGACUCAGGGUUUACCUACCUCCCCUGGGCCCAGCCCAUCACCACCAUAUCCACCAUGCCGAACCCGGGGGUCCAGUUCGCCCCCGGCUCCGCAGCCCUGCCCGGGUCACCUCUGGUCCACAUGCCCUUGUCCAUGUCUUUGACCACCAUGAUCCCUCAACUGGAGGCUCAGGGUGUAGUAGAUCACCCUCAUCCGCAGAUACUGGACCUCCCGCAGCGUUCAGAACACCAACUGGACCCUGAGCCACAAGGCCAGUCUCUGGAUGAAGAUCCAAGGUUAGAGGCGGAUUCCCCAAACCUCCUGGAUAAACUUCUGGAGGAACAAAAGGGUGAUGGCGAAGAUGAGGACAAAGACUCGUACAGCAGCUCGCUUUUUAUUCCGAAUGUCUGAAAAUACGAGUGUUCUUCUGUCCAUGGAGAGCAGCAUUGUUUCUGUUUGUUUCCUGGGGCCACCAUUAAAGUAUUAUUUGGGUUUAUUACACUUAAUUUUGAUUAUGAUAGCACUGUGACCACUAAAGUAAUUGCUGAGGUUGAUGCUGACUAAAUGUCCUGGUAAAAGUGGGCAACACCCCCCAGUAACCAGGACCCAGAACCCAGAACCCAGAACCCAGAACCCAGAACCCAGAACCCAGGCACUCAGGGGCCCCGAAGGCCACAUAACUGUCUGUGUGACAAUUCAUUUGUAAUUACAACUUUGUUCAGUAAUAUGCACCGCUAAAGCUCAAUAAAAGGGCUAAACUCA
Sebastes umbrosus (honeycomb rockfish) is the source of this 1354-nucleotide messenger RNA. Its product is annotated as POU domain class 2-associating factor 1. Gene Ontology annotation, molecular function: transcription coactivator activity; POU domain binding; DNA binding. The transcript has 5 exons. Gene Ontology annotation, cellular component: RNA polymerase II transcription regulator complex. Bases 83 to 1003 code for a protein of 306 amino acids. The record is from RefSeq and is a predicted model, not a curated record. Lineage: Eukaryota; Metazoa; Chordata; Actinopteri; Perciformes; Sebastidae. Gene Ontology annotation, biological process: positive regulation of transcription by RNA polymerase II.